UGCGCGGCCAGCCCGCAAGAGCCGCCGGCGCCGCAAAUCCCGCAAAAAGCAGAGCAUGCUCAGCAUCGGCGCAUCACCCACCGCUCACUGCGCCGUCUCCGUGAGACCCACUUGCGCCGCCGCUUCCUCCUUCUUGACCGGAGCGCCCUCCGUGCCCCGCACUGCUCUCCCGCGUCCCUCACCGGCGCGGCCCCCGCCCUCCCCCUUCCUCGCCGACGCGGGCCCCUCCUCUCCUUCCUCGCCGGCGGACCCUCCGCGUCCGUGCUGCUCUGCUCCGCCCCUCGCCGGCUGUGGCAUCCCUCUUGCUUGCCCCGCCGCGGAGGCCACGCCGGCGGCGCACGCCAGGAGCGCCAGUGCCACCACCAGGCUGCAGCCACUAGCAGCAGCAAGGGACCUGUCGCGCCUCGCCAUUAUUAUCAUCGAUCAGAGUCUCAGAGACCUGCAGCCGCGCUUCGCUGGCUCAUGCGGUCGAUCGAUCCAUCUGCCUCUGCUGGCUGCCUCUGCUGCCUAGCUAGCUCGCUCUUUGCGCCUUCUCAAAUCUGAGUAGCAUGAGCUUAACAAGCAAGAAAGCAAGGAAACACUAGUAUCGUAAAGCUCGGAGACAGCCACUGACGCGGCAGCAUGCGGGCUGCCGCAAAACCCGCAAAACAAUUGCGGCCAUUUGCGGGCUGCCGCAUAAGCCCGUAUAUGCUCUUGCGGCUGGUGCGGACGCGGGGCGGGCAGCCGCAAACUGCCCCGCUUGCAAGCGUACUCAAUGGGCCGUUUUCUAAAGAACCCGCACUCUCGUCGUCAUCUUUCCUCAAUCCUCACUCCCAUCACCUACACCUAGGGUUUGCCUCCCCUUCUGGCCGCCGCCUCCGCCGCCUCCCUCCUUCAUCGCCCUUCUUCGUCUUCACCGAACACCGACUUCGCGUCUUCUCCGCCGCCCCGAUCGACACCCUCUUCGUCUUCUCCGCCGCCCCGAUCGACGCCGCUGUCGAGGACUCUAGGUGCUCUCUGCUUGAAGGAAGCCUGUAUGUUGAAGAUGAGCUGCCAGAAGUUGAGCCGUCAAUAUCUGCAUUUGGUGAUGAGCGAGGGGCGUGGCUUGUACUCGUUGAGGCACUUGGACGUGUCUAAGCUCUUCUACCCGUCGACACCUGAAGCACUGGAUGCAGAGGCUCAAGCAAAGACGAAGAAGAAGAAUGGCAUCAAUAAAAUUGGGAGCAUCACCGGAUUGCCUAGACCCAGCAUGUACUUCCAACCAUCUCAGCGAGUUGAGUCUUGUCCCCUCAGCUCAAUUGGUGCAAUCGCUCUGUUUGGGGAGAACAAGAACAAGAUUUUGUUGUCCGACAAUACUGGCCACACUUGCAUCUACAAUACUGAUCCGCAGUCCUUGAUUGUAACGCCCAACCUGAAGUCACCCAAGGCAACUGAUUGUGUGGCUGUCUCCAACUUAGGUGCUGCUACCCGUGCCAUGUCUGAUGAUCACACGAACCUGUUCUUGAUGGACAUGCACCCUGGCUCUUGCUGUUUUGAGGUGCUUACCUAUGACUCUACUGGUAAGUUGUGUUGGGGUGCACUCCCACCACCGCCAUUCUUCAAGGACUGGGAGUAUAAGGUCCCCCUCAUGCCUGACUUCACAGUGGUCGACAACUCCAGAAUAUGUGUGUCAACCACCACAGCAACCUACUCAUUUGACACGGUGACCCAUGAGUGGAACAAGGUAGGUGAUUGGGUGCUGCCCUUCAGAGCUGAGUACAUCCCUGAGCUACGCUUGUGGCUUGGCUUAUUACCAGAUUCAGGCCCCUAUGACUUGUGCACGCUGGAUAACCUCUCCACCACCCCAGGCUCUCCGCCGCCGACGAUGCAGCACAUCGGAGAGGAGGAAUCUGAGCUGCCGGAAAACUGGUCACAGUUAGUGCACGACCUGGUGAACCUUGGCUCUGGGAAGUUUUGCAUUGCCAACAACUUCAUCCUUAACUUUGGUGAGGUUAGACGUUCCUGGAUUCCGGUGACUGUCUUCACUGGCGUGGAGGUGCUGCCCGUUGAAGGGGGGAUCCGCAUGCUCAAGCACAAGUCCAAGAGUUUCAGGACUGAAUUCGAGGUUGUGCUCUGAGCUGAGCCCAUCAUCGAUUCCAAUUUAUCCAUGCUUUUUUCAGAAGUACUAGGUUCAGAGGUGCUUAGGGGGGGAUACGCAUGCUCAAGCACAAGUCCAAGAGUUUCAGGACUGAAUUCGAGGUUGUGCUCUGAGCUGAGCCCAUCAUCGAUUCCAAUUUAUCCAUGCUUUUUUCAGAAGUACUAGGUUCAGAGGUGCUUAGGGGGUUAAAUUGGACGACAAAUGCUGUAGUGACUUUGCUUUUUAUGUACCUACCUUGUGUUUAACUGUUGUCGUUGGUUAUCCAAAUACUGUUGUAGCUUUUGUCGUGAUGACUAUAUGUCUACUGUCAUAGUUUUUGUCAGUGCGGACUACAUA
Molecule: messenger RNA, 2452 nt
Organism: Panicum virgatum (switchgrass)
Lineage: Eukaryota; Viridiplantae; Streptophyta; Magnoliopsida; Poales; Poaceae
Exons: 2
Coding region: 1016-2095 (359 amino acids)
Source: RefSeq, a predicted model, not a curated record